UGAAAGCCCGGGCAUCACUAGUUCACGAGUUCGGUCUGCUGUGCCGUUUAGGUGGAACCUCAGGGGCAGCCGGCCAGUGUUAGGGAGGGUUAAAGAGUCUAUAAAGAGUUAACUUUGUCGUUUACUGAGGAGAUCGCGGCCAGUCGGUCGAGGUUAGAGGGGAUUAGAGAGUGUAAAGAGUUAAAUUGGUCAUUUUCUGAGAGCCGACCAAGACCCGGUCAGGGAGGGAGAGGGAGUAGACUCACAAAGAAAGAGUUAAAAGCGGUCGUCCAACACAGUUUGAGAUGUAUUUAAAGUUGGUGGACAACAUCGAAGGACAUCUGGUCUGAAUAACCUACUUAAGUUAAAUUAUCGAAGUCGGGGCACUAGAUAGAGAGAAGCAGCUGCUCAUUUUUUACCCGCCGAAUCGAAAAAACCAGCAGGAAUUGAAAGAAGCGACACGUGGUGUUUGACAACUGAGAAGGCAUAAAAUGAGAGGGAUGGCUCCUUCACUCACCCAAGCGUAUAGGAGGAGAUGGUGGAUGGCCGGCACGGCGGUGCUGGAGAAUCUGUGGUUUUCAGCUGUGUUGCUCGGUUGGGGAUCUCUGCUCAUCAUGCUGAAAAACGAAGGCUUCUACUCGCACCUCUGCACAGAAAAUGAGACGGAAGUGACUCAUGUUAGCCACACCAAUGCAUCACAGGGAUGGCUGAGCUGUGUGGCCCAGGAAGAGAUGCUUAACCUGGGCUUCACAAUCGGUUCCUUCCUGCUCAGUGCUGCCACGCUGCCACUCGGCAUCCUUAUGGACCGAUAUGGCCCCAGGCCCCUGCGUCUCACUGGGAGUGCAUGUUUUGCAUUCUCCUGUGCGAUGAUGUCUAUGUCUGCAUAUAAUCCUGAAGUUCUCUCUGCCCUCAUCUUUCUUGCUCUGUCGCUCAACGGUUUCGGCGGGAUCUGUUUGACCUUCACUUCUCUCACGCUGCCCAACAUGUUUGGAAGUCUCAGUUCUACAGUGAUGUCGCUGAUGAUUGGAUCGUAUGCGUCGUCUGCAGUCACUUUCCCUGGAGUUAAGCUGAUAUAUGACGCUGGUGUGACGUUCACUGUGAUCAUGUGGGUUUGGGCUGGCCUUGCUGGUCUGGUCUUCCUUAACUGCUUCCUGAACUGGCCAGUGGAGUCCUUCCCCACACCAGAAGAGAUGGAGGAGAUGCAGAAGAUGCGUUCAGGUGACGACGCUCAAAAGCACACUCUGACCUCCACUGGAGAGAAAAUAGAAGAGCAGGUGACCCACUCGACUGACAAACUGACUGAAUCUACCCAGAACACACCACAUGCCAUUCCUUUUAGACAAUCUGUGUUUUCCCCAAUUUUCCUGUGGAGUCUGGUUACCAUGGGAAUGACUCAGCUGCGCAUCAUCUUUUUCAUGGGAGCCAUGAACAAAAUGUUGGAGUUCCUGGUCACACAUGGCGACCCUCAUUCCUCUGAUGAUCUGGUGACUGAAGCUGAAGAAAAAGUGAACUUCUACUCGUCCAUCUUUGGCACACUUCAGCUCCUGUGUCUGGUCACCUGCCCCCUGAUUGGCUACAUCAUGGACUGGAAAAUGAAAGAGUGUGAGGAGGAGACGGCUCCUGCAAAGGGAGACCAACUGAGCAGUUCUGCAGGCACACCAAAGCGAGACCGAAAGAUCCAGAAACUGACGAACGCCAUGAGAGCCUUCACUUUCACCAACCUGUUGCUUGUCCUGUUUGGCAUCACCUCACUCAUCGACAGCCUACCUCUACAGAUUUUGACGUUUAUCUUGCACACCAUGGUCAGAGGAUUCAUCCACUCCUGCUGUGGAGGACUGUAUGCUGCUGUCUACCCCUCUAACCACUUUGGCACUCUGACGGGGCUGCAGUCUAUGAUCAGUGCUGUGUUUGCUCUGCUGCAGCAGCCUCUGUUCAUCGCAAUGUUGGGACCUCUGAAAGGAGAUGCCUACUGGAUCAAUGUAGGGCUCCUCAUCUUCUCAUUGGCUGGCUUCCUGUUGCCCGGAUACCUGCUCUAUCAUCGCAAACACCUGAUGCAGGAGAGGGCAGCACAAGACAAGGCGACUGGACAGACUGCUGCAGAGAGUCAAGCUCUCAACCAAAUCGAUGCUAACGGCAUUAAUCACCACAGCAAUGGUCAUGUCCCCCAGGAGGCCUAGAUUCAAAGAAGAAAGCUCAUAGGUCUUUGAGGGGAACCAUUCAAUUUUAAUUCAUUUUCCACAAUAACUGAAAAACAGCUCCACACAUGGCAACUCAGCUGUUAGUCAGGACCUUAUGCGCCUUGUUAGUAGCUUCCUAUGUUGGUGCUGAAUUUGUUUCAUUGAAGCCAUGCAAUUUCAUACCUGGACUUAGAGACGUUACACUUUUUAUGCAAGAACUUGAACACUGUCCCUUUUACUUUUUGCGAGGUUUCAGUAGGAGUUGUAGUUGUUGUGUAAUGCUAUGAUAACUUUUUUAAAGUUUAUAUUUAUACUUUUUUAAGUAUUGGCUGAAACUGAUAUAUUCCCCUUUCCCUAAUGCAGUGUUUUUCACCUCCAGGGCUGCACAGCGUCAUAUUUUCUCUGCAGCUUACACCGAGUUACGUCUGUGGUCAGUAAUAAAGUAAUAAUAAUCACAGUAGUAACCGUCACUACUGGAGCUGAAUCCAAUGUGUUGAAAGAAAAAAAGUAAAAAAAAAAAAAACCAUAAAACACAUAAACUGUGCAGUGCAAAAGUUUGGGCACGCCUGAUCAAAAUGUGUUUUGUUGAUUUUCUAAAUGAAAAUAAGUUCUCGUUUACAGAGAACACAGUUCUGCAUAUUCAAUGCAUCACCAUUUAUUUGCUGAAUUUAACAUGGAGAAAUAAAUUAAACAUAAAAUAUGGCCCGUGCAAAAGUUCUGGCACAGUUUAUAUUUUAUGUUUUAUUUUUUCCCAAUAUGUUAAACUAAGCAAAGAACAGUGUCAUAUUUAAGUGUGUUCCCUGUUGAGGAUGUUAACUUAUUUUAAACUAACAAAACUUUUGACUAGGGGUGUCCAAACUUUUGUGUACGACUGUAUGUCCUAACACACACACACAUAAGCUCAAGGUAACUUCACUUGACUGUAGACAAGCUACCUCAGUCAUUGUCUCUGUCACACUGACCUGUGGUCAUUUGGGCAGUUUGUGACCUGUGUUUGUUUUCAUUCACUCAAGAGUGUGUGUCGAUACAUCACAAUUUGUUUUUGUCUUUUUUUGUCCAUUUUAUCUUGAAAAAUUAAUGAGACCAUCAAUGCAAACAUUUCAGUAAUACCAAAGACACUGAUGAAUGAUAUAUAUAUAUUCAUGUAUUUUAAAAUGUAUAUGCAAAUACCCAAAGCAGCCUUGUUAAAAGACUCUUUACCAGUGAACAGUAGUCAUGAACCUUUGUGUGCUGUAUUUUCUCUUGUACUUUUUACUUGCUUAGCCAUUGAAAGGGAAAUUUUCCAUUUUUAUCUCUGCUAUUGUAUUAUUUUGUUAUUCUAACAUAUUUGAGCUUGAAACUUGUGCUGCUCUGUAAAAAGCAUUGGCUAUAUUUACUCAUUCUGUUUGCUUAACUCGCUUGUAAUGCUUUCAUCAUGCUAGCAGUGGUCAGGGGUUGAAAUGACCUGUAGUGUCACAGAAAGACACAUGAACCAUUGAGAGCACUAUGUUGUUACAGCCAAACUGCAGUCUGCUUUCUGUUACUUUUCCGUGUUUGUGUGGAACCAGUGCCUUGCUUGAAUGUCUGCUUUUAUAUCACUGAAUGUACGUGAGAGCGUAUGGGAAGCAACCAAAGUUAACGUCGCCUUGCUGUGGGCAGGUGACAAAGCCAUGUGAGAAAUGUUGUUUAAGAGGAUGUGAUAUAAAUUUCCAAAUAAAAACAUGCACAAAGUAUAACAUU
This is a messenger RNA of Colossoma macropomum (tambaqui), 3875 nucleotides long. RefSeq names its product solute carrier family 43 member 1a (gene slc43a1a). The transcript is spliced from 15 exons. Gene Ontology annotation, molecular function: neutral L-amino acid transmembrane transporter activity; L-amino acid transmembrane transporter activity. Lineage: Eukaryota; Metazoa; Chordata; Actinopteri; Characiformes; Serrasalmidae. The record is from RefSeq and is a predicted model, not a curated record. The coding region runs from base 471 to 2156 and encodes 561 amino acids. Gene Ontology annotation, biological process: neutral amino acid transport; transmembrane transport.